ACAAAGUUCAAAGCCGUAUAUAAGCAUAGGUAAACCCAAAUAUACCAAAGAUAGAUUUAAGCCACUAAAAGUCAGAUAGAUGUCUGCGGAAAACGCAAGAUCCCUUAAAGAUGGCUUAAUCUUUCCCCCAAAGGGUGAAAAAGAUUCAAUCUUUGGCAGAAUUAAGGUGUCUGAUGUAGAGGUGAAGAACAAGAGGAAUGUGUUUUGGGGAAGAAAGUGGAAUUCUUUUGAUAUUUUGGUUGCUUCUGGGCUUGCAGCUUUGCAUUUGCUGUGUGUUUUAGCUCCUUCCACUUUCAAAUGGGAUGCCUUUGGUGUUGCUGUUGCAUUGUAUUUCAUUACUGGGCUUCUUGGAAUCACUCUCUCUUUCCACAGAAAUCUUUCUCACAGAAGCUUCAAGAUUCCCAAAUGGCUUGAGUAUUUCUUUGCUUAUUGUGGCACUCUUGCCCUUCAGGGGCAUCCAAUUAAGUGGGUGAGCCUACAUAGAUACCACCAUCAGUUUGUUGACUCAGAAAUAGAUCCACACAGUCCAAUUUGGGGGUUUUGGUUUAGUCACAUGAGUUGGCUCUUUGACACUGAAAAUAUUGCUCAAAAAUGUAGAAAGAGAAGCAAUGUUAAAGAUUUAGAGAAGCAGGCGUUCUAUAAGUUCCUUGAAAAGACUUAUUUACUUCAUCAUGUUGCACUUGGAGCUCUACUCUAUGCAAUGGGUGGAUUUCCCUACAUUGUUUGGGGAAUAGGUGUGAGGAUUGUGUGGCUUUAUCAUAUCACUUGGCUGGUGAAUUCAGCUUGUCAUAUUUGGGGUAAACAGAGAUGGAACACCGGCGAUUUAUCACGCAAUAAUUGGUGGGUGGCAUUGCUUGCAUUUGGAGAGGGGUGGCAUAACAACCACCAUGCAUUUGAGUAUUCAGCUAGACAUGGGCUAGAGUGGUGGCAAAUUGAUACAACUUGGUAUGCAAUUAUGGUUCUUGAAGCAAUUGGAUUGGCCACUCAUAUCAAGUUAUGUACACCAGCACAACAACAACAGAAGAUGGCCUUAAUUAGCUAAAUUAAGCCUUUAAAUUAGUCAUAUAUGAAGAGAUAAUAGAGAUCUAUAUAGAAGAGAUAAGUUGGGAACUAGAACAAUGAAAUAAUUAAUAAACACUUGUAGCUAGACUCUCUAGUAAUUGAAUGAUCAAUAGUGGCUAUAUAAGUUCACUAUUUAACAUUAAUUAUUAAUAAUAUUAUUAUUAUUUAAGCG
Salvia splendens (bonfire salvia) is the source of this 1234-nucleotide messenger RNA. RefSeq names its product palmitoyl-monogalactosyldiacylglycerol delta-7 desaturase, chloroplastic. Gene Ontology annotation, biological process: very long-chain fatty acid biosynthetic process. Lineage: Eukaryota; Viridiplantae; Streptophyta; Magnoliopsida; Lamiales; Lamiaceae. Gene Ontology annotation, molecular function: palmitoyl-[glycerolipid] 7-desaturase activity. The coding region runs from base 80 to 1042 and encodes 320 amino acids. Gene Ontology annotation, cellular component: endoplasmic reticulum membrane. The transcript has 5 exons. The record is from RefSeq and is a predicted model, not a curated record.